UUAUGUACAAGUAUCUAACACCAUUGAACUCAGUUGGAGCAAAGUGAUGUGAUGGUUAGAACCAUCUCCUGACAGCAAGACGCCCCUGGCUUUGAAACACUGGCUGGUUGAACCCACAUCUGCAUGGGUUCUCUCCACGUACUGCAGCUUCCUCCCCCAGUUCAAGUACAUGCAUAUUAGUUUAACUGUUGAUUUUAAAUUGGCCACAUGUAUGCGACUGAAUGAUUUUGUUCAUGCAAAUGUUCUUUUUCUUAAGCUUGUGCUUUUGAAACUGAAUACUGAAUAUCCAGAAAUCCAUCAGUUAUUAAGUAAAUAAUAAGGCUUUGCUGACAUGAUGUAAAAUAUAGAAAAACAUAACUUAAAAAAAGAGAUUUUCCUUUGUAGUUAUAACUUUGCUUUUGUUUGUCUCCUCCACUUUUAAACAUAAUAAAGGCUGGAGCACAAGUGGCUAUCAGAGCAGUAAAGUGAAGCAGUAAAGUUGUUAUGAAUAGACUUUAUACAGCCUCUGUGAAAGCGGACUUCCCUUAAAUUACAGUGUAUUCAAAAACUUUUGAUGCAUAUUAUGAUGAGUUCAUCUUCAGAUGUUUAAUAUUUCAAAUCUGCAGUCUGAACGCAGAUGUACUCUGCCGUUCCUCGUUGAACUAAUAUUUCACACGAGUUCUUUUUGCGCUCGGUGAGACAGAUUAAAGCGGUUUAGCGGAAAACAAUUGCGCAUCUGUGCACCGCAGAAAACAACUAAAGGCAAGAUGCUAAAGAGACGAACUACGAGGAAUGCGCACGUGCGCAAGGUCACUCCUGGCCAAUCGUGUCCUUGGGAUUUUCUGGACGGUCUUUCUCCUCCUCGUGCGAGGAAGGAUAAAAAGGCCAUUCCACAGACGCACUGUGGUGUACUCCCCCCGCAUAUGUUCAAGAUGCUGCAGCUGCUGACAUUCUUGGUGGAGAAGGUCUCCCUUCUCUUCAAGUUCAAACUCUUUGAGUCCAGCUGGUUAGAAAGCCGGCAGCGGGAGCGCGCUGAGCGGCGCGCUCCAUCGCCGCCCCUCCGCAGGGGAGACGUGCUAGAGGUUCCCAGAUCACUCUUCACUCACUUCGGCAUCUAUUUAGGCGACAACAAAGUAGCUCACCUGAUUCCAGACAUCCUCCCCGUGCUCACGAGCAACGACAAGCUCAUCAGCUCUGUCAUCACAAACGAGAGACUCAUCCUCGGCUGCAUAUACAGGUGUGCCACGGUGCGCGUAGACACGCUGGAGGACUUCGCGUAUGGCGCCAACAUCCUCGUGAACCAUGUUGAUAAGAUGAUGAAGACGCCACCUCUGCCCGACGACACCGUCGCCAAGAGAGCUGAAAAACUCAUAGGAGCCUUUCCGUACAGUUUACUGUGGAGUAACUGUGAACACUUCGUGACGUACUGCAGGUACGGAGCAGCAACGAGCCGGCAAACAGAGCAGUUCUGUGAGGUCCUGAAAUCAAUCAUCAGGGACCAGCGCACUGUUAUUGUUUCCGGGCUGCUUGGAAUUAUCUCUGUUGUUUACUUUGGUAUGGCACCUUUAACUACAUUACCCACAAUUCUUAUUCCCUUCACUCUCUGGAUGGCUGGUUAAAGGAGCUCAAGGCAAGAAGCCAAUAAAGAAGCCGAGAUGAACUUUUACUUGGCACAGAAGACUUGGCAAAACCUCCCUGGAACACUGAACUCCAGCUUCAUGCUUCA
Messenger RNA from Oreochromis niloticus (Nile tilapia), 1705 nucleotides. RefSeq names its product lecithin retinol acyltransferase a (gene lrata). NCBI's taxonomy places the organism in Eukaryota, Metazoa, Chordata, Actinopteri, Cichliformes, Cichlidae. Gene Ontology annotation, cellular component: rough endoplasmic reticulum. Bases 747 to 1598 code for a protein of 283 amino acids. Gene Ontology annotation, molecular function: phosphatidylcholine-retinol O-acyltransferase activity. Gene Ontology annotation, biological process: vitamin A metabolic process; retinol metabolic process. The record is from RefSeq and is a predicted model, not a curated record. The transcript is spliced from 2 exons.